Molecule: messenger RNA, 3159 nt
Organism: Miscanthus lutarioriparius
Lineage: Eukaryota; Viridiplantae; Streptophyta; Magnoliopsida; Poales; Poaceae
Source: the annotation of a GenBank genome assembly
AUGUCUGGGCCCACCACGUGCUGCCGCCGCUUUCCCCUGCUGCUCGUCCUACUCCUCUUCCUCCUCGCCGGCGAGGGCCGCUCCCAGCCGGCCGCCGGCACCGGCGCCGGCCCCAGCGACCGCGACACGCUGCUCGCCAUCAAGAAGGAGUGGGGCAGCCCCCCGCAGCUCAGGUCCUGGGACCCCGCCGCCGCCCCCAACCACUGCAACUGGACCGGCGUCAGGUGCGCCACGGGCGGCGGCGGGGUCGUCACCGAGCUUACCCUGUCCAGCCUGAAACUCACCGGCUCCGUCCCGGCAUCGGUGUGCGCGCUCGAGAGUCUCACCCGCCUCGACCUCUCCUACAACAACCUCACCGGCGCCUUCCCCGCCGCCGCGCUGUACGCCUGCGCGGGGCUCAGCUUCCUCGACCUCUCCAACAACCAGUUCUCGGGCCCCCUCCCGCGCGACAUCGACCGCCUCUCGCCGGCGAUUGAGCACCUCAACCUCUCCACCAACAGCUUCACCGGAGUGGUGCCGCCCGCGGUGGCGGGGUUCCCGGCGCUCAGGUCCCUGGUGCUCGACACCAACAACUUCACGGGCGCGUACCCCGCGGCCGAGAUAAGCAACCUCGCCGGUCUCGAGACGCUCACGCUGGCCGACAACGCGUUCGCGCCGGCGCCCUUGUCUGCGGAGUUCGCCAAGCUGACCAACCUCACCUAUCUCUGGAUGGACAAAAUGAACCUCACCGGGGAGAUCCCGGAGGCUUUCUCCAGCCUCACGGAACUCACUACUCUGUCCUUGGCGUCGAACGAGCUCAACGGCUCGAUCCCGGCAUGGGUGUGGCAGCAUCAGAAGCUCCAGUGCAUCUACCUGUUCGACAAUGGCCUCUCUGGCGAGCUGACGCGCAGCGUGACGGCGUUGAAAUUGGUUCAGAUUGAUUUGUCGUCGAAUCAGCUCACCGGAGAGAUACCGGAAGACUUCGGCAAUCUCAAGAACCUCACCUACCUGUUUCUAUACAAAAACCAGCUCACCGGUACCAUCCCGGCGAGCAUCGGGCUGCUACCACAGGUCAGGGACAUCCGAUUGUUCCAAAACCAGCUUUCCGGGGAGCUCCCGCCGGAGCUGGGCAAGCACUCGCCGCUGGGCAACCUUGAGGUGUCCGUCAACAACCUCUCUGGCCCGCUGCGAGAGUCGCUCUGCGCCAACGGGAAGCUCUACGACAUUGUCGCCUUCAACAACAACUUCUCAGGCGAGCUCCCCGCAGAACUCGGGGACUGCAGAACUUUAAACAACCUGAUGCUCCAGAACAACAACUUCUCCGGCGACUUCCCGGAGAAGAUAUGGUCGUUCCCGAAGCUGACCUUGGUGAAGAUCCAGAACAACAGCUUCACCGGCACGCUGCCGGACCAGAUAUCCCCCAACAUUUCACGAAUUGAGAUGGGCAACAACAUGUUCUCCGGCUCCUUCCCGGCCUCUGCACCAGGGCUCAUGGUGCUCCAUGCGGAGAACAACCGGCUGGGCGGCGAGCUGCCGUCUGACAUGAGCAAGCUCGCCAAGCUUACUGACUUGUACGUGCCCGGCAACCGGAUCUCUGGCUCCAUCCCAACAUCGAUCAAGCUGCUGCAGAAACUAAAUUCACUCAUCAUGAGAGGCAACCGGCUGUCCGGCGCCAUACCGCCGGGGAGCAUCGGUCUUCUCCCAGCACUGACGAUGCUUGACCUGUCCGACAAUGAGCUCACCGGCAGCAUCCCGUCAGACGUAAGCAACGUGUUCAACUUGCUGAACCUGUCAUCAAACCAGCUCACCGGCGAGGUGCCGGCGCAGCUGCAGAUCGCGGCCUACGACCAGAGCUUCCUCGGCAACUGGCUCUGUGCCAGGGCGAACUCAGGCACGAACCUCCCGACGUGCCGAGGUGGAGGCCGGUGGAGCCACGACGAGCUUUCCAAGGGCCUGAUCAUCCUCUUCGCGUUGCUCGCUGCCAUUGUCCUCGUCGGCAGCGUCGGCAUUGCGUGGCUGCUCUUCCGGCGCCGGAAGGAGAGCCAGGAGGUGACGGACUGGAAGAUGACGGCGUUCACCCAGCUCAACUUCUCCGAGUCGGACGUGCUCAGCAACAUCCGCGAGGAGAACGUGAUCGGCAGCGGCGGGUCCGGGAAGGUGUACCGGAUCCAUCUCGGCAACGGCAACGCCAGCCACGACGAGGAGCGCGGCAUCGGCGGCGGCGACGGCAGGAUGGUCGCCGUGAAGAGGAUAUGGAACUCGAGGAAGGUCGAGGAGAAGCUGGACAAGGAGUUCGAGUCGGAGGUGAAGGUGCUGGGCAACAUCCGGCACAACAACAUCGUGAAGCUGCUGUGCUGCAUCUCCAGCCAGGAAGCCAAGCUGCUGGUGUACGAGUACAUGGAGAACGGCAGCCUGGACCGGUGGCUGCACCACCGAGACCGGGAGGGCGCUCCAGCGCCGCUGGACUGGCCGAUCAGGCUCGCCAUCGCCGUCGACGCGGCCAAGGGGCUCAGCUACAUGCACCACGACUGCGCUCCCCCGAUCGUGCACCGCGACGUCAAGUCCAGCAACAUCCUGCUGGACCCGGACUUCCAGGCCAAAAUCGCCGACUUUGGGCUCGCGCGGAUCCUCGUCAAGUCCGGCGAGCCCCAGUCCGUGUCAGCCAUCGGCGGGACAUUCGGGUACAUGGCUCCAGAGUACGGGUACAGGCCAAAGGUGAACGAGAAGGUGGACGUCUACAGCUUCGGCGUCGUCCUGCUAGAGCUUACAACCGGCAAGGUCGCGAACGACAGCGGCGCGGACCUUUGCCUGGCGGAAUGGGCAUGGCGACGGUACCAGAAAGGCGCACCGUUCGACGACAUCGUCGACGAGGCCAUCCGGGAGCCGGCCUACAUGCAGGAUAUCCUGUCGGUGUUCACGCUCGGCGUCAUCUGCACGAGGGAGAACCCGCUGACGCGGCCGUCGAUGAAAGAGGUCAUGCACCAGCUCAUCCGGUGCGAACAGAUCGCCGCAGAGGCAGAGGCGUGCCAGGUGAGCUACGAGGGUGGCGGUGGUGGCGGCGGCACACCGCUCCUCGAGUCGAGGAAGAAAGGCAGCCGGCGACGGAGCAUGUCUGACUCCGGCCGGUGGAACGACGACGACGACGAGGACAGCGGCAACUUCGUUGUGCACGUGGUGUAG